UUUUUACUUUGGGGGGCUUCUUAUAUAUUGUAUUAUAUAUGAUUCUCCCGCGGGACAGGGGAGCGAUUGAUUUAGUAUAGUUAGAACUUAGGAUGUUACGUAUUCGGCAGUUCAGUUUUACUGCUCGGAAAAAUCUUCAUUCAAACUCUCAAAAAUGUUCAUACCCAUUAAACAAAUGAGAUUCAAAGUCUCAACCCCAAGUCUCACGAUUUGAUACCCACAAACCCAGCAUGACCGCUCCAUUUCCAUGAUUUUUCUUGGAUUUUAUUUUUUUAAACCCAAUUCUCUGAUGGGUAUAAAUAUCUUUGCUUCCCUCUUUAAAUCUUCACCUCUAUCCUCCAAAAGCUUUUGAUUUCUUUCUUGUUUUUCAAUCCUCUAUCUUUAUCUUUCUUGCCUCUUGUUCAAGAACAGGAUCCUACUUCUUGGGUACAAAUCUUUUCUGAUCAAUGUCGGCUUCAUUAAGUUCAACACCCGCCAUGGUUCAAGGAGUAGCUGAAAGUGAAGUGAAACAGAUGAAGCUACUUGCUGCAAUCAAUGAUGGACAUGAAGGUGUUAUUGUGGAAUUGAGUGAGCCUAUGUCGUCAGAAGUCUUUGGUUCAAUGCUUAAAGCUUCACUUGCUCACUGGAGAAAGCAGGGUAAGAGGGGUGUUUGGAUCAAAGUGCCUAUUGAAUUCGUCAAUCUAGUCGAAGCUGCUGUUAAGGAAGGGUUUUGGUACCAUCAUGCAGAACCAAAAUACCUGAUGCUUGUAUACUGGAUCCCAGAAGGCACUCACACUCUACCUGCGAAUGCAACUCACCGAGUGGGUGUUGGAGCAUUUGUCAUGAAUGAAAACAGAGAGGUGCUAGUGGUCCAAGAAAAAAAUGGAAUAUUUCGAGGGAUGGGUGUGUGGAAGUUCCCUACUGGAGUAGUUGAUGAGGGAGAAGAUAUCUGGGCAGCCGCAGUAAGAGAAGUUAAAGAAGAGACAGCUAUUGAAACAACGUUUAUAGAAGUAUUAGCAUUCAGGCAAAGCCACAAGGCAUUCUUUGGGAAAUCGGAUCUAUUCUUUUUAUGCCUGCUGCAACCCCUCUCCUUUGACAUUACGAAGCAGGAAUCAGAAAUCGAGGCUGCCCAGUGGAUGCCAUUGGAGGAAUAUCUAGCACAACCAUUCGUCCAAAAAAAUCAGCUUGUGAGGCAGAUUAAUGAUAUAUGCCUGACAAAGUUAGAUAAAACCUAUUCUGGGUUUUCUCCGUUACCUGCUACAUCAAAUCGCUCAGAUGAAAAGAGUUACUUAUACUUGAACGCUGGAGACAUGAAAUGGCAAUAAGAUCUGGUGAUCACCUGUCACUCUGUGGAAUCAUACUCAGGAAACCAUUCUAGUUCUACAAUUUCAGUUAUCAGGGAACAAUAAAUUCUGUUGGCGUGGUUCAUUCUUUAGAAAGGAAAAUAAAUAGUGUUGUAUUAUUGCAUUGUUUGAUUCAUUAUGACUGAUCUGUACGCUCACUGAUUAAUUAAGUAGUCUAUCUUUGUUCACUUAAA
Ricinus communis (castor bean) is the source of this 1516-nucleotide messenger RNA. Its product is annotated as nudix hydrolase 2. NCBI's taxonomy places the organism in Eukaryota, Viridiplantae, Streptophyta, Magnoliopsida, Malpighiales, Euphorbiaceae. Gene Ontology annotation, molecular function: NAD binding; ADP-ribose diphosphatase activity; NADH pyrophosphatase activity. The transcript has 9 exons. The record is from RefSeq and is a predicted model, not a curated record. The coding region runs from base 447 to 1304 and encodes 285 amino acids.